CCGGGCUGCCGGACGUCCGGGGACGUCUAAGGAACGGGUGUCUAAGAAACGCUCUGGGGGGCAGCCGCACCUGGCGAUGACCGCCGACGGCGACUCGCAGGACGAGGCGCCAGCCCCAGCGCCAGGCGACUCGCAGGCCGAGGCCAUGGAUGAGGCCAUGGAUGAGACGAGGCGGUCCGAUGCCCCCGUGGACGAGCGCGGCGGCCGAUACAAAUACGGCUCGAUCUACUUCGAGGAGUCGCGCAUCAAAUGCAAGUACAUGCUCUGCAACAACAACGCGCCCGGCGCCUGCACGCCGGAGGAGGUCCUCGCGGAGUUCGUCGACGCCUUCGGGCUAGAGUUGCCGUCCAUGUGCUUUCGCGGCCUGGGCGCGAACGGCUGGUGGGAGAGCGGCUUCUCUACGCUGGAUUUCCAGGCGCAGCUCGACUCCGUUGCGGGACAGGUCCGGUCCCGGUCCUCCCAGGAAGAAUCCGACCAGCGGCUCAUGUCGCUGUCGGACGAGCGCGCGCGGGCGGCGCUCGCGGCGUGGGGGACGCUGACAAUGCUCGACAAGAACAUCGUCGACAACAAGGUACUACAGAUGAACCUGACGAAAAGCGAGGAAGUGGCGCACGCGCUGUUCACCUAUAACAGCGCCGGGGUGGAGUUCAUACGCGCCUUGAACCAUUACAGCUACGCCAUCAAGAAAUCGUGGUUCAAGCGCAGGGCCCCCAAACAAGAUCCACUAAAAGCCCUGGAUAACAAAGUUCUGGCAACGACAUUUGACCGCGAAAUAGCCCUGACGCGCACGGGCUUGUGGGAGUUCGAAGAGGUCAGCAAAGAGUUCGAAGAGCUGGGCGAUGACACUGUAAAGAUGCCGAAAACGGCGCAUGAGCUCGUGGCCUGGUGCUUCGAGAGGGACCCUGGGCAAGAAGAAAUGAAAGCGAAAAACUUCCUGCUCAAGGAACACAAACUCGUCCGGGAAACUGGGCGAUUCCUGGGCGAUCCUGUGCGCACCGCGGAGGGGCUUGCUGCGGAGGCCCUCGCGGCUGAGGCUUAUGCGGGCGGGCAUGGUAGGGAUGGGAGAUCAGCCGAAGCCCCGGCGCCUGCCGCAGAUGAGGUUCUGUCAGUGCCUGCGUCUGAGGCUGAGGUAAACAGCCCCCUCACCAAAGAUCGCGCGUCGGGCGACUCGAAGAAUCCAUCUGCCGCGCCUGCAACUGACAUCGAUGCGCUCGCGGACCAAGUGUUGGUCGAACUGCAGGGAAAGAAGCGCGAGAUGUACCGCGACCAAUUAGUCCAGAGCAUCAAGGACUUGAAGAAGGCCUGGAAGGACGUCUGCGAGGCCGUGAAGAACGCCGAAAUUACCAAGGAACAAUUUACCCUGGACGCCGAAAAGCUGCUCCGCGAGCGACAGGUGGAACGCGACAAGCGGCUCUACGAUAUCCGGAUGGAAAACUACGCGAGUCGCGGCUCAGCGUUCAUGGGCGCGGUCGUGCAGGCCGCGUACGAGUCGAAGGGCUGGCUCAUCUCGGAGUGGAAUUGCCGGGAAUCGUUCAACAAGUCGCCCGCCAUGUUCGAAAAAGGCAUCCAGCGUUUUUCGCAGCUCAACGACGUCUCAGGUCUGACCUACCUGGGACUGCACACGACGGACCAGUCGCUUACUUCCAAAAGAAAACUCCAAGAGGUCGUGAAAUCCUGGCGCUUCGACGCAGACGGCGACGAACCUCCGAAGAGCUCGAUGAAAACGAUUAUGAAACGUCUGAAGAGCUCGAUGAAAAAGAUUGUGGCCGAGGAGCUAGACGCGCCGGACAAGCGCGGCCCGUUCGAGAUCUGGAGGUAUGGCGAAGACCCGAUCGACCUCUACAGCUACGCGGCCCCGAACUUCCAGGACGCGCGCACCGUCUACACGUACAAAAAGACAAGCACGGCCGUCGACGGCAUGGUGAAAGAGCUUCGGAUGAAGUGGCCGCGGCGCGACUGCGCGAUGCGCCUGCGGAGAGCUCACGGGACGCAGCUGCCCGGCGACAAUAAGGAAGCAGACGACGACCUGGACCAUCUAUGUGAGAUCCUGCGGGCGGAACUCUCGCCGUAUUGCACGCAUAUGAUUUUCUUCCGGCACGAGGCCGACAAGAUCGCCUUCUCGAGGUACCUGUGGCGCCUCCUGCCGCACGCCACAGCUGUCAUGUGCGGCAAGGACAGUAGAGCCUUCGACAAAUCCAUCGAGCGAGCGCAGGGCGGCGGCCAGCUCGUCCUGCUCCGCUCCUCCGGGUUCUGGGUCGACCAAAUGUGUCAGGCGAUCGACGACGCGCGUAAUCGCAGAACGCCCGGCUACAAGAAGCUCUCGACGCUCACGGUGCCCCCAGACGUGCACGACUCGUCGUGGCUGGUCUUCGACGCCCUGCGCGAGGAUGCGAACCACAUCGCCGACCGCAUCACCAAGUGUCUGUCGAUGGCGUCGCGCGAGGAGUCCGCGAUCAUCGGCUUCAACCGGGCCGAGCAGGCCCGGUUGCUGUACGCGUGGCAAUUGGUCCUCACGUACCGCCGCAACUUCGAGCGCCUGAGCGGUUGGGAUCUGGUGCUGAGCUCGAUAACGAUCAUCUGCGCGAUGAUCACCACCUGCACGGGCCUCGUCGCCUACGCGGACCCGGCAUAUUUCCGGGGCCGGGGCGACGUCGUCGCCGGCCUGCUCUCGAUCGUCACGGGGUUCCUGCUCGGGGCGCAGCGCUACUUCGAGUUUGGCACGAAGGCCGCCGCGUGCGAGCUGGCGGAGAGUGAGGUAAAGAGCCUAAUAUACCGCUACCGGACGCGGACGGGCGACUUCUCGUACGGUGACGGCGGCGAGAGCCAGCUCAAGGCGUCCCAGGCCGCCUUCAGGGCCGCGCGCGCGGACCGGCAGGCCAAGGAACAGGCCAGGGGACUAGCGUUCACCCGCGCGUUCGAGAAGACGGGCGCGUUCGAUGAAGUUGCAAUGACCACACUCCAGCGGCAGUUCGAAAGCACCGGAAGCGAGGCCGACGCCGCGGCAGACGCGCCCGCCCCGGUGGCGCGGGGCUCGAACGUGCGCGCGGUGCACUUCCAGGAGCAGCUCGUGGCCGCGGAGGCGCGGCUGCGCCAGUCUGAUGUGCGGACGGAGCCCCUCCAGGCCGGUCAGACAUUCGACGAGUACCAGCGGGCGGGCCACAUGUACGACCCGAAACAUAUCCACUGGGUCAAGAAACUAUGCUGCAAUUGGGUCAGGACCCGCAGAUGGUGCAUGUGGAUCACGGGGACGGUUUCCGCCGCCGGGCGGCGCGUCGCGCCGGCCGACGGCGACGCCGACACCGACAUUGUCAAAAUCGACAAGGACUUCUCCGUGCGUCAGGGCGUGAUGAAUAGCCAGGACAGCGAGGACCGGGACGACGGCAUCGGCCUCGUCACGGGCGACGACUACGAGCGGUUCCGCCUCCUGAUGAACCUCAGGACGCUCACGAAAAGCUCGCGCCGCUACGGACAAAUCCAACAGACCCUGGAGCUCGCGCGGCUCCUGUGCAUGGGCGCCGCGACGGGCGCGUCGCUGUUCGGCCACCCGGAGUACGUCGUGGUCGCGCUCGCCGUCGUCGGGGGUCUGUCCGCGUUCGCGACGCUGCUGGGCGGCCAGCAGCGCGUGGCGAUGCUCAUAUCGACGAUAUCGGAACUGCACCGCAUCCGCAUCUGGUGGUACAGCCUCUCGACGGUCGAGCGACGCCUGCUGCAACACCGGGAGCGCCUCGUCCAGGACACGGAGAGCGUGCUGCUGACGCUCGCCGGGGCCUGGGCGGCCGCGUCGAUCAAACGCGCCCGUGCCGCGCAGGAUCCUGACAAAAAAGAAAACGACGACUUCGCGGCCACGCGACAGAGACGGCCAGAGGGGGCCUGAAUUUUGUGCUAAGUUGUCUAGUGACUCAA
Pelagomonas calceolata is the source of this 3903-nucleotide messenger RNA. NCBI's taxonomy places the organism in Eukaryota, Pelagophyceae, Pelagomonadales, Pelagomonadaceae. The record is from the annotation of a GenBank genome assembly.